Messenger RNA from Thalassophryne amazonica, 2683 nucleotides. It is a transcript of the gene apeh1, whose product is annotated as acylaminoacyl-peptide hydrolase. The record is from RefSeq and is a predicted model, not a curated record. The coding region runs from base 147 to 2339 and encodes 730 amino acids. Gene Ontology annotation, molecular function: serine-type endopeptidase activity. Lineage: Eukaryota; Metazoa; Chordata; Actinopteri; Batrachoidiformes; Batrachoididae. The transcript is spliced from 23 exons. Gene Ontology annotation, biological process: proteolysis.
CAAUAAACAAAAGAAACUCAUUCAUCAGCUCGCGAUUCAAGAAGUGAACCAAGUCUCGGCACACUGCUUCAUGAUAACCUGCUGAGCGAGUUCGACACGAGCUUGCAAUACUGGUGUCAGAGGCACGUCUGCGUUCAGUCUACAUCAUGGUGUCACAGGUGAUCACCAAUCCAGGGGAAAUUUCCAGACUCUACAGGGAACUCAGCAUCUUCCCUUCCUUGACCAGAGCAGAUGUGGGUCCUGUUGUCACCUCCCAGUAUGGAGGCAAAUACAACAACAUCUACACCGAAUGGAGCCAGCGUGAUCUGGAAAGGAAUGAGAAUGUCAAGUUUUGCCGGCAGUACAUUGUAUUCCACGAUGAUGAGUCUGUGGUUUAUUCUGGAGCCUCUGGAAACUGUACAGAGAUUAAAGGAGAGUUGCUGAGCAAAGAUUCCCCCUCAGGAGAAAUGAAGGCUGUUGUAAGGGAGUGUACAGUGAAAGAAGAGGAAAAACAGUAUCUGGAAAUCUGGAGUAAGAACAUCAAGAUGAAGAGCAUCAGUCUCACAGCCUUAAAGAAACAUGGAAAGGUCUAUGAGGAUGAGCAGUUUGGCUGCCUGGUUUGGUCCCAUUCUGAGUCUCACCUCUUAUACGUGGCAGAGAAGAAGAGGCCCAAGGCUGAGUCCUUCUUCCAGACUGAGCCACAAGAAUUGUCUUUUACUGGGGAUGAGGAGGAAUCUUUGAAAGUGGAGAAGGAGGAGGUUGUCAAAGGGGAGCAGUUUGUCUUCUACGAGGACUGGGGAGAGAAUCUAGCCACUAAAAGCUGCCCAGUGCUUUGUGUUUUGGACAUCGAAAGUGAUAAUAUAUCUGUGUUGGAGGGAGUGCCAGAAAAUAUCUCACCUGGACAGGCAUUUUGGGCUCCAGGCGACACAGGAGUGGUGUUUGUAGGCUGGUGGCAUGAGCCUUUCAGGCUUGGCCUGAAAUACUGCCCCAACAGGAGAUCCUCAAUGUUCUAUGCGGAUCUUACUGGUGGAAAAUGUGAGCAGCUGACAUCAGGCACAACUGCAGUGUGCUCACCGAGGCUGAGCCCUGACCAGUGUCGGAUCAUCUACCUGGAAUGUUCCAUCUUUGGACCACACAUGCAGUGCAGCAAGUUGUGUAUGUAUGACUGGUACACUAAGAAGACCUCAGUGGUAGUGGACAUGGUUAACCGUCCUGGAGACGAUGGCUUCACUGGUAUCUACAGCUCUCAGUUGUCCCCUCAGUGCUGGUCAGCUGAUAGUCAACGGAUCAUUGUAGCUUGUCCUCAGCGCAGUCGCAAGGAUCUGCUGAUGGUGGAUAUAAACACAGGGGCCAUCACUUGUCUCACUUCAAGGUCUGAUGUAGGUAAUUGGUGUCUGCUGAACAUGGAGAGAGAUCUGAUGGUGGUCAGCUGUUCCUCUCCAAAUUGUCCUCCAAGUCUGAGGGUAGGAUUUCUUCCGGCCAAGGAAUCUACAAAUGAAGUGGUCUGGAUUACACUGGAAGAGUCACUCAGCAUGCCAGAUAUCGAUUGGCAGAUCUUGACCUUCUCCCCUCCAGAAGAGCAAAGCAACACUCAAUAUCCUGGUCUUGAUUUUGAAGCACUGCUGAUCAAACCAAAAGAGGUAAAGGAUGGAGUGAAGCUGCCUCUUGUUGUCACUCCUCAUGGAGGUCCUCACUCAGUGACUGUAGCUGAGUGGCAUAUGUCAUCCUCUGUGCUGUGCAAAAUGGGUUUUGCUGUGUUACUGGUGAACUACCGUGGUUCUCUUGGAUACGGCCAGGAUAAUAUCCUCUCACUACCUGGCAAUGUGGGUUCCCAGGAUGUCAAAGAUGUUCAAUUUGCUGUGGAAAAUGUUUUGAGUAGUGGGAGUUUUGACACCGAGAAGGUGGCAGUUGUUGGAGGCUCCCAUGGAGGUUUCAUCGCCUGUCAUCUGAUUGGUCAAUAUCCAGGGUUCUACAAGGCCUGUGUGGCUUGUAAUCCUGUCACCAACGUGGCCUCUAUGAUUGGCAGCACAGACAUCCCAGACUGGUGCAUGGCUGUGGCUGGCUACGACUACAGCGCAGAGUGUCUGCCUGACCCUGCCAUCUGGGAACAAAUGUUAAACAAGUCUCCCAUUAAAUACACCAAGCAGGUGAAGACUCCAGUCUUGCUCACCUUGGGUGAAGAUGACAAGCGUGUGCCAAGCAAGCAGGGAAUUGAAUAUUACAAAGCUCUAAAAGCAAUGCAAGUGCCAGUCCGGUUGCUGUGGUACCCAGGGAACAACCACUCUCUCUCCAAGGUGGAUGCUGAGUCUGACGGCUUUAUGAACAUUGCUCUGUGGAUAUCUCGGCACUUGUUUCAGUGACGGUUGCUCAGAUAAAAGAUGAGAAUGGCACUACUGUUUUUAAGAGAGGUACUACUCUCUGUUUUCAGGAGACUUUGAGAUCCAAGCCAAAGCUUUUGUUCUCUUAACAAAAAUACACUUUGUUUGAUGUAACUUGUGUGUUUUGUGGGGGAUUUUUGUCAUUUAUGAUAAACAGUUCAUUGCUCACACAAUAUGAAGGGCUUUUUUAAAAAUAUUGGUAGGUUUGUUUCAAGCUGCAUUGCACCUCAAUUUUGUUUUCUGUAAUUACUGUUCUGUUUAAAGAGAAACCUUUCUUGAAAAUUGAUUGUAUGAUGCGGUUUACUGAAUAAAAACUACUGGUUUGA